This is a messenger RNA of Aureococcus anophagefferens, 1366 nucleotides long. RefSeq lists its product as hypothetical. The transcript is spliced from 2 exons. Gene Ontology annotation, cellular component: peroxisome. The record is from RefSeq and is a predicted model, not a curated record. NCBI's taxonomy places the organism in Eukaryota, Pelagophyceae, Pelagomonadales, Pelagomonadaceae. Gene Ontology annotation, molecular function: L-alanine:glyoxylate transaminase activity; L-serine:pyruvate transaminase activity. Bases 11 to 1276 code for a protein of 421 amino acids.
GCUUUCGAUCAUGCUCCGUCUGUCGACGCGCCUCGCGCGCUCCGCGGCGCGCCGCGGCCGCAUGUCGACGGGCUCCGCGGCGCGCCGCGGCCGCAUGUCGACGGCCGUCGCCGCGACGCCCUACGACACGCACGUCGUCGAGGACGAGCUCAUCCAGGAGAACGGCGGGCUCAUGGAGUACAGCGUCGUCUACACGGACCGGGCGCUGAACCACAUGUCGGAGCCCUUCCAGCAAGUCAUGACGGACCUCCACGCGUCGCUGACGGCGGCCUACAACGCGGACCACGCCGUGCUGCUCCCCGGCAGCGGCACGUACGCGAUGGAGGCGGCCGCGCGCGCGUUCGGCGUCGGCAACGUCGUCGUCGUGCGCAACGGCUACUUCAGCUACCGCUGGACCCAGCUCUUCCAGAGCAUGGGCAAGCCCGACGACCAGGUCACGGUGCUCAAGGCCGCGCCCGCCGAGGGCUGGGCCGCGGGGGAGGACCGGGGCGUGUCGCCGCCGCCCGUCGAGGACGUCGUCGCGACGAUCCGCGCGAAGCGGCCGUCCAUGGUCUGCGCGCCCCACGUCGAGACGUCCGCGGGCAUCAUCCUGCCCGAGGCCUACAUGCGGGCCAUCGGCGACGCGUGCGCGGAGGUCGGCGCGACGUUCUGCCUCGACGGCGUCGCGAGCGGCACCGCGUGGGUCGACAUGAAGGACCUGGGCGUCGGCGCCUACAUCACGGCGCCCCAGAAGGGCUGGACGGGGCCCGCCUGCGUCGGCGUCUGCAUGCUCUCCGACGCGGCCGCGGCGCACGCCGAGGCCGCGCCCGUGUCGUCGUUCUCCAUCGACCUCCACAAGUGGCGCAUGGUCAUGGGCGCGUACCUCGACGGCGGCCACAUGUACCACGCGACCAUGCCCACGGACGCCAUCCGCAUGUUCCGCGACGUCGUCAAGGAGACGGAGCGCCACGGGCUCGCGGCCUGCGAGGCCGCCGCGUGGAAGCUGGGCUUCGGCGUCCGCGACGCGCUCAAGGCGCGCGGCUUCACGUCCGUCGCCGCCGAGGGCGUCGAGGCGCCGGGCGUCGCCGUGGUCUACGCCAACGACGACCCGACCUACGCGGGCCGCUUCAAGAACGUGAACCUCCAGAUCGCCGCGGGCGUGCCCCUCGUCCUCGGCGAGCCCGACAACUACAACUCCUUCCGCAUCGGCCUCUUCGGCCUCGACAAGCUCAUGAACGUCGACCGCACGGUCUCCAACUUCGAGAUCGCCCUCGACGCCGUCCUCGCCAAGCAAUAGGAGGCGCGAACGAGCCGCGCCUCCUCGCCCUCGCCCAUCCGACGCCACCGUGGCAUGUCUGUUCUCGUACUAGUAAGUUCCGUGAAAGUG